GCGCGCGCGGGGGGAGGGGGCGCGGCGGAGCGCGAGGCUGGCGUCGGGCCGCCGCCGGCCGGGCGGGAUUAAGUUUCUCGGUCGCCCGUGAGUGUCUGUGCGCGUUUAUCCCGAAGCUCCUCGCCGGGCCGUUACUUCAGCAGAGAAGAGGGCGAGCGGGAGCGAGGCGAGGCUCCCGAGUCCCCGGCGACCCCGGCUCCCCAGCCCUCCUCCCCCUCCGCGUUCCCGCCCGGGGCGGCCGCCGCUAGCCGGAGUUCUGUUUUAGUUGCUGUUUAAAAUCAUUGUAGUGAAGAACACUGAACUUUGGAAAAAAAUGUUAGAAACUAUAGACAAAAAUCGAGCCCUGCAGGCAGCAGAGCGCUUGCAAGCCAAGCUGCGAGAACGUGGAGAUGUAGCCAAUGAAGACAAGCUGAACCUUCUCAAGUCAGUCUUGCAGAGCCCGCUCUUUGGUCAGAUUCUGAACCUUCAGACUUCCGUACAGCAGCUGAAAGAGCAGGUAAACACUACAACAUUGGCAAUUUCAAAUGUCGAAUAUGCUCACAUUCCACAUCUCAGUCCAGCUGUAAUUCCUGUUCUGCAAAAUGAAUUGUUCUUAUCAUCCUCAAAUAAUGGGAAUCUGGAAGUAUUUACAGGAUCUGGUACUCCACACAUCAAUGGGAAACCUACUUGUGAUGAAUUUGAUCAACUAAUCAAGAAUAUGGCCCAGGGUCGCCACAUAGAAGUUUUUGAGCUCCUCAAACCUCCAUGUGGAGGUCUUGGGUUUAGUGUUGUGGGACUCAGGAGUGAAAACCGGGGAGAACUGGGAAUAUUCGUGCAGGAGAUCCAAGAGGGCAGUGUGGCCCACAGAGAUGGAAGAUUGAAGGAAACCGAUCAGAUCCUUGCUAUCAAUGGACAGGCACUUGAUCAGACAAUUACACAUCAGCAGGCUAUCAGCAUCCUGCAGAAAGCCAAAGAUAAUGUCCAGCUAGUUAUUGCCAGAGGCUCAUUGCCUCAGCUCAUCAGCCCCAUAGUUUCCCGUUCUCCAUCUGCAGCCAGCACAAUUUCAGCUCACUCUAACCCGGUUCACUGGCAGCAUGUGGAGACUAUUGAACUGGUGAACGAUGGAUCUGGACUGGGAUUUGGCAUCGUCGGAGGAAAAGCAACUGGAGUGAUCGUAAAAACCAUUCUGCCUGGAGGAGUAGCUGACCAGCAUGGGCGAUUGUGUAGUGGAGAUCACAUUCUAAAGAUCGGUGACACGGAUCUAGCAGGAAUGAGCAGUGAGCAAGUAGCACAAGUGCUCAGGCAAUGUGGAAACAGAGUUAAGUUGAUGAUCGCAAGAGGUGCCAUAGAAGAACCAGCAGCACCCUCUUCUUUGGGCACCACCCUUUCCUCAUCCCCAUCUUGUACACCAGAAAUGCGGGUUGAUGCUUCUACUCAGAAAAGUGAAGAAAGUGAGACAUUUGAUGUAGAACUCACUAAAAAUGUCCAAGGAUUAGGAAUUACCAUUGCUGGUUACAUUGGAGAUAAAAAAUUAGAACCUUCAGGAAUCUUUGUAAAGAGCAUUACAAAGAGCAGUGCUGUUGAACAUGAUGGAAGAAUCCAAAUUGGAGACCAAAUUAUAGCAGUAGAUGGCACAAACCUUCAGGGUUUUACCAAUCAACAAGCAGUAGAGGUGUUGCGACACACAGGACCAACUGUGCACCUGACACUAAUGAGAAGAGGAGCGAAGCAGGAGGCUGAGCUCACGUCAAGGGAGGAUGUCACAAAGGACGCAGUUCCGUCUCCUGUGAAUGCCAGCGGAAGCAAAGAAAAUUAUGAAAAAGAUGAAGAUUCUUCAUCUUUGAGUAGAAACACCAGCAUAUUACCAAUUGAAGAAGAAGGUAAACACCUGGAGCCAGGAUAUCCGUUAUUGUCAGCAGAGAUGGAAGACAUAGAAGAUGCACAACAACAGGAAGCUGCCCUGCUGACAAAGUGGCAAAGGAUUAUGGGGAUUAAUUAUGAAAUAGUGGUGGCCCAUGUGAGCAAGUUCAGUGAGAACAGUGGGUUGGGGAUAAGUCUGGAAGCAACAGUGGGGCAUCAUUUUAUCCGGUCUGUUCUACCAGAAGGUCCUGUUGGACACAGUGGGAAGCUUUUCAGUGGAGAUGAGCUGUUGGAAGUGAAUGGCAUAACUUUGCUUGGGGAAAAUCACCAAGAUGUGGUGAAUAUUUUAAAAGAACUGCCAAUUGAAGUGACAAUGGCGUGCUGUCGACGAACCGUGCCACCCACCAGCCAGUCAGGGUUGGAUAGCCUGGACUUAUGUGAUAUUGAACUGACAGAAAAGCCUCAUGUAGAUCUGGGCGAGUUCACUGGGUCCUCGGAGACUGAGGAACCUGUGCUGGCGAUGACCGAGGCAGCUCAGAAUGCGGAGGAGGUUCAAGGACCUUUGGCCAUGUGGGAGGUUGAUGUGCAGCAUAUUGAACUGGAGAAAGGAAACAAAGGACUUGGUUUUAGCAUUUUAGAUUAUCAGGAUCCCAUUGAUCCAGCAAGCACUGUGAUUGUAAUUCGUUCUUUGGUGCCUGGCGGCAUUGCCGAAAAGGAUGGUCGACUUCUUCCUGGAGAUCGACUCAUGUUUGUCAAUGAUGUUAACUUGGAAAACAGCAGUCUUGAAGAAGCUGUGCAGGCUUUGAAGGGUGCGCCAGCAGGAACUGUGAGAAUCGGAGUUGCUAAACCGUUACCUCUUUCACCAGAAGAAGGGUAUGUUUCUGCUAAGGAGGAUUCCUUUCUCCACCCGCCACACUCCUGCAAGGAGGAAGGGCUGGCUGACAGAGCCCUCUUCAGGGCUGACUUGGCUCUGGUGGACACAAAUGAGGCCGACUUAGCAGAUGAAUCGACACUGGAGUCUCAGUACUCUCCUGAUAAUGACAGUAUCUACUCCACUCAAGCCUCUAUUUUAUCUCUUCACGGCAGUGCUUGUAGCGAUGGCCUGAACUAUGGUCCCUCCCUUCCAUCUUCUCCUCCCAAGGAUGUUAUUGAAAAUUCUUCAGAUCCGGUACUUGAUCUGCGCCUGUCCUUGGAGGAACUAUACACCCAGAAUCUCCUGCAAAGACAGAAUGAGAGUCCAUCUUCAGUAGACUUGAGCAUGGGACCUGCCUCUGGCUUUACUGUAAAUGAUUAUACCCCUGCAAAUGCUAUUGAACAGCCAUACAAAUGUGAAAACACAAGAACAUGGGCUGAAUCUCACCUACCAAAUGAAAUGAUACCAAGUGCAGAACUUACUUCUCCCAUGCUACCUGAUUCAACUGGAAAGGGGGCCGAGUUCUUAAUUCAGCAGAGCUCCCUGACCUCAACUGCGGAGUGCGUCAUGCUCCAAAACCUAUCCAAAGAAUCGUUUGAGAGGACUCUUACUAUAGCAAAAGGCAACUCCAGCCUAGGGAUGACAGUGAGUGCUAAUAAAGAUGGCUUGGGGAUGAUUGUUCGAAGCAUUAUUCAUGGAGGUUCCAUUAGUCGAGAUGGCCGGAUUGCUGUUGGGGACUGCAUCUUAUCUAUUAAUGAAGAAUCUACUAUCAGUUUAACCAGUGCCCAGGCACGAGCGAUGUUGAGAAGACACUCUCUCAUUGGGCCUGACAUAAAAAUUACUUAUGUGCCCGCAGAACAUUUGGAAGAGUUCAAAAUAAGUUUGGGGCAACAAUCUGGAGGAAUAAUGGCCCUGGAUAUUUUUUCUUCAUCCUCUGGCAGAGACAUUCCAGAACUACCAGAGCGAGAAGAAGGAGAGGGAGAAGAAAGUGAGCUUCAAAAUUCAGCAUACAGUAAUUGGAACCAGCCCAGGCGGGUUGAACUUUGGAGAGAACCAAGCAAAUCCUUGGGCAUCAGCAUUGUUGGUGGAAGAGGCAUGGGGAGUCGUCUAAGCAACGGUGAAGUGAUGAGGGGCAUUUUCAUCAAACACGUUCUUGAAGAUAGUCCAGCUGGCAAAAAUGGAACCUUGAAACCUGGAGAUAGAAUAGUAGAGGUGGAUGGAAUGGACCUCAGAGAUGCAAGCCAUGAGCAAGCUGUGGAAGCCAUUCGGAAAGCAGGCAACCCCGUAGUCUUUAUGGUACAGAGCAUUAUAAACAGACCAAGGAAAUCCCCUUUGCCUUCCUUGCCGCACAACCUUUACCCUAAGUACAACUUCAGCAGCACUAACCCAUUUGCUGAUUCUCUACAGUUCAACGCUGACAAGGAAUUACAGAAUUCAAGUAGAGUUACCUUCCGUUGUUCCCCAACUAACCCUUUUGCUCCCACACCAUUUAAGGCACCCAGUCAGUCAGAAUCAGAGCCGGAAAAGGCUCCAUUGUGCAGUGCGCCUCUGCCCCCUUCUUCAGCAUUUGCAGAAAUGAGCGGUGAUCAUACACAGUCGUCUGCAAGCAAAAUCACAGAAGACGUGGACGAAGGGGAUGAGUUUGGUUACAGCUGGAAAAAUAUCAGAGAGCGUUACGGAACCCUAACAGGAGAGCUACAUAUGAUUGAGCUGGAGAAAGGUCGUAGUGGUUUGGGUCUAAGUCUUGCUGGGAACAAAGACCGAUCCAGGAUGAGUGUCUUUGUAGUGGGGAUUGAUCCAAAUGGAGCAGCUGGGAAAGAUGGUCGACUGCAGAUUGCAGAUGAACUUCUAGAGAUCAAUGGUCAAAUUUUAUAUGGAAGAAGUCAUCAGAAUGCUUCUUCAAUCAUUAAAUGUGCUCCUUCUAAAGUAAAAAUAAUUUUUAUCAGAAAUAAAGAUGCGGUGAGUCAGAUGGCUGUAUGUCCUGGAAAUACAGUAGAACCUUUGCCUUCUACCUCAGAGAAUUCUCAAAAUAAGGAGGCUGAGCCAAGUGGUACUACUUCUGAUGCAGCUGUGGACCUCUAUUCAUUUAAAAAUGUGCAACAUCUGGAGCUUCCCAAGGAUCAAGGGGGUUUGGGCAUUGCUAUCAGUGAGGAAGAUACGCUCAGUGGAGUCGUCAUAAAGAGUCUAACCGAGCAUGGGGUGGCAGCCAAGGAUGGACGGCUCAAAGUUGGAGAUCAGAUUUUGGCUAUAGAUGAUGAAGUUGUUGUUGGCUAUCCUGUUGAAAAGUUUAUUAGCCUUUUGAAAACAGCAAAGACAACAGUGAAACUUAGCAUUCAUGCUGAGAAUCGCGACCCCCUGGCUGGGACGGCCAGUGGAGAACAGAAGAGCAGCUCCUUGUCUCCGACGGCCCCGUCUUCUGGCUCCCCAGAACCAGAGUCCAUCCCAAGUACAAGCAGGUCAUCAACACCAGCGAUCUUUGCUUCUGAUCCUGCAACCUGCCCCAUUAUCCCAGGCUGCGAAACAACAAUUGAGAUUUCCAAAGGGCGAACAGGGCUGGGCCUGAGUAUUGUUGGAGGGUCGGACACUCUGCUGGGUGCCAUUAUUAUCCACGAAGUUUAUGAAGAAGGAGCAGCUUGUAAAGAUGGAAGACUCUGGGCUGGAGAUCAGAUUCUAGAGGUGAAUGGAAUUGACUUGAGAAAGGCCACGCAUGAUGAAGCAAUACAUGUCCUGAGACAGACCCCACCAAGAGUGCGCCUGACGCUCUACAGAGAUGAGGCCCCAUACAAAGAGGAAGACGUGUAUGACACCCUCACUGUCGAGCUGCAGAAGAAGCCAGGGAAAGGCCUGGGAUUAAGUAUUGUUGGGAAAAGAAAUGAUACCGGAGUGUUUGUGUCUGACAUCGUCAAAGGAGGGAUUGCUGAUGCUGACGGAAGACUGGUGCAGGGAGACCAGAUACUAACGGUGAAUGCAGAAGACGUCCGGCAUGCCACCCAGGAAGCUGUGGCUGCUUUGCUGAAGUGUUCCCUAGGCACAGUGACCUUGGAAGUUGGAAGAAUCAAAGCUGGUCCAUUCCAUUCAGAGAGGAGGCCUUCUCAGAGCAGCCAGAUGAGUGAAGGCAGCCUGUCAUCAUUCACUUUUCCACUUUCUGGAUCCAGUACCUCUGAGUCACUGGAAAGUAGCUUGAAGAAGAAUGCAUUGGCAUCUGAAAUACAGGGAUUAAGAACAGUUGAAAUAAAAAAGGGGCCUACUGACUCACUGGGAAUCAGCAUUGCUGGAGGAGUGGGCAGCCCACUUGGGGAUGUUCCCAUAUUUAUUGCAAUGAUGCACCCAAAUGGAGUUGCAGCUCAGACCCAGAAACUCAGAGUUGGGGACCGGAUUGUCACUAUCUGUGGCACUUCCACUGAGGGGAUGACUCAUACCCAAGCAGUUAACUUACUGAAAAAUGCCUCAGGCUCCAUUGAAAUGCAGGUGGUUGCUGGAGGAGAUGUGAGUGUGGUCACAGGUCAUCAGCAGGAGCCGGCCACUUCUAGUCUUUCUUUCACUGGGCUGACAUCAAGCAGUAUAUUUCAGGAUGAUUUAGGACCUCCUCAGUGUAAAUCUAUUACACUAGACCGAGGACCAGAUGGCUUAGGCUUUAGUAUAGUCGGAGGAUAUGGCAGCCCUCAUGGAGACUUACCCAUUUAUGUUAAAACAGUGUUUGCGAAGGGAGCAGCCUCGGAAGACGGGCGUCUCAAAAGGGGUGAUCAGAUCAUUGCUGUCAAUGGGCAGAGUCUGGAAGGGGUGACCCACGAAGAAGCUGUGGCCAUCCUCAAGCGGACGAAGGGAACUGUCACUUUGAUGGUUCUCUCCUGAAUUUACUGCAGAGUGGGGCCAACUCAGCCCCCUGCUCCCAUCCCACACUGUGAAGGGAAUGGAACUGCUCUUGCGGAUAACUUUCCCCUGCACCGUCUUCAUCAGGCUCUUCAGAACUUGGGGGGGAAGUACCAUUUAAGUUUUUUUUCUCAUGUGGAAAUGAUUUUCUGGCAACCUAGCAUCAUUUUUCCUUUCUCCUUGGAUUUUGUGAACAUAAACUCAAAGGGAAGGACUGUGUGCAUAGAUAAACCCAAUCUUCGUAAAGAUGUCUGACAUUCGGCAGUCACAUGUGCAGAAAUUAUGAUGUGCUGAACUGGUUAGUAGAGAAAGAAAAAAAGCGAAAACUAAGAAAUGGCUUUAGUAAAUUAGGGUGAGAAUGAAAAUAUAAAAGAAAAAAGAAAAUCUCAAGUUUUAUAUAAAAAAUGCUUCAUUCUUGUCAGUCCCAACUCCUCCCCAUUUCUAACUAGAAAAGAAAAUAAAACAUUUUUCUCUAUUGAAAAUCCUUAAAAAUACUCUGUAUUUAAAUAUUUGAAUAUUAUAAAAAAUUGCAUAUCCCCUCCUUUAAUAUACCCAUACAUAUUUUCCUCCUAAAAUGGGUUUCUAAGAUUGAGUAAAUAGCAAUUAUAUGAAGCAGUGUCCCUAAGUUGGUAAAGAACACAGCUGAUGCAAAUCUUGAUGUUCAUUUUUAUUUUUGACCUGUUACGAAAUAUUUUCAUGUUUCUGUAAGUAAGAUGGUGAUGCCACCCACUAUUGACUGUGGUUUCUCUAGAAAGCAGCCGUGCUAGCCACGGAGGAACAUGGAAGUCUCUCAGAAUCUUUAAUGCUGGUUUUAACCGAUGCAACACUAAAAAUGCAUGCUGUGCAAUUGGUUUUCAGUUACUAUUAAUCUUAAUGACAGAGAAAAAAGCAAUGUGUUAGUAAUUAUUUUGGUUGUGUGCCAUUAGUAAAUUGAUAGAAAAAUUAAGGGGAUUAACAUAACUUCAUUUCAUUGCCUUAUAUUAACAUCUUAUAAUACAAUAGUUUAAGACUAAGGGAAACAGAUGGAGCUGUUUAUUGAGACAACUGGUGAGGAAUUAUCAUGUGUUCAUUCCCAUUUUAGAGCGUGAAACUCCUACAUUAGAAUAUAUAAAGUCACUUUAAAUAUUAUCUAUAUUUGUAACAGAAGUAGUGUACAGAUAUUUUAUUACAGCACUUUUGUGUAAAUGGAGAACCGAAGUGAAUAAAUAACAAGUUUCAUGGUGCACAAAUAAA
Messenger RNA from Zalophus californianus (California sea lion), 7855 nucleotides. It is a transcript of the gene MPDZ, whose product is annotated as multiple PDZ domain crumbs cell polarity complex component. NCBI's taxonomy places the organism in Eukaryota, Metazoa, Chordata, Mammalia, Carnivora, Otariidae. The transcript has 48 exons. Gene Ontology annotation, molecular function: protein binding. Bases 314 to 6604 code for a protein of 2096 amino acids. The record is from RefSeq and is a predicted model, not a curated record.